Messenger RNA from Cervus elaphus (red deer), 2663 nucleotides. RefSeq names its product methyltransferase 14, N6-adenosine-methyltransferase subunit (gene METTL14). The transcript is spliced from 11 exons. NCBI's taxonomy places the organism in Eukaryota, Metazoa, Chordata, Mammalia, Artiodactyla, Cervidae. Bases 158 to 1528 code for a protein of 456 amino acids. Gene Ontology annotation, cellular component: nucleus; RNA N6-methyladenosine methyltransferase complex. Gene Ontology annotation, molecular function: mRNA binding. The record is from RefSeq and is a predicted model, not a curated record.
GGCCGCGCCGGAUAUACCUACUGAGGAGAGGGUAUUGGGUACCGGCCUCCUGAAGCGGCUGGAAAAUUUUGUGUUCCACAGAUUCCGAAGAGAAAUUGGGACAAGGAUUCACCCGCUAAUUGCCAAGUUUCCGAGGUAGUGGAAAACAAGUCGGGACAUGGACAGCCGCUUGCAGGAGAUCCGGGAGCGGCAGAAGUUACGUCGACAGCUUCUCGCGCAGCAGUUGGGAGCUGAAAGUGCCGACAGCAUUGGUGCUGUGUUAAAUAGCAAAGAUGAGCAGAGGGAAAUUGCUGAAACAAGAGAAACUUGCAGGGCUUCCUACGAUACCGCUGCUCCAAACGCAAAACGUAAGUAUCAGGAUGAAGGAGAGACAGAUGAAGACAAGAUGGAAGAAUAUAAGGAUGAAUUAGAAAUGCAACAGGAGGAAGAGAAUUUGCCAUAUGAAGAAGAGAUUUAUAAAGAUUCUAGCACUUUUCUUAAGGGAACACAGAGUUUAAAUCCCCAUAAUGAUUACUGCCAACAUUUUGUAGACACUGGACAUAGACCCCAGAAUUUCAUCAGGGAUGUAGGUUUGGCCGACAGAUUUGAAGAAUACCCUAAACUGCGGGAGCUCAUCAGACUGAAGGAUGAGUUAAUAGCUAAAUCCAACACUCCUCCUAUGUACUUACAAGCAGAUAUAGAAGCCUUUGACAUCAGAGAACUGACACCCAAAUUUGAUGUGAUUCUUCUUGAACCACCUUUAGAAGAAUAUUACAGAGAGACUGGCAUCACUGCUAAUGAAAAAUGCUGGACUUGGGAUGAUAUUAUGAAGUUAGAAAUCGAUGAGAUUGCAGCGCCUCGAUCAUUUAUUUUCCUCUGGUGUGGUUCUGGGGAAGGAUUGGACCUUGGAAGAGUGUGUUUACGCAAGUGGGGUUACAGAAGAUGUGAAGAUAUUUGUUGGAUUAAAACCAAUAAAAACAAUCCUGGGAAGACUAAGACUUUAGAUCCAAAGGCCGUCUUCCAGAGAACAAAGGAACACUGCCUUAUGGGGAUCAAAGGAACUGUUAAGCGUAGCACAGAUGGGGACUUCAUUCAUGCUAAUGUUGACAUUGACUUGAUUAUCACAGAAGAACCUGAAAUUGGCAAUAUAGAAAAGCCUGUAGAAAUUUUUCAUAUAAUUGAACAUUUUUGUCUUGGUAGAAGACGCCUUCAUCUGUUUGGAAGAGAUAGUACAAUUCGACCAGGGUGGCUUACAGUUGGACCAACUCUUACAAAUAGUAACUACAAUGCAGAAACGUAUGCAUCCUACUUCAGUGCCCCGAAUUCUUAUUUGACUGGAUGUACAGAGGAAAUUGAGAGACUUCGACCAAAAUCACCUCCUCCCAAAUCUAAAUCUGAUCGAGGAGGUGGAGCUCCCAGAGGAGGCGGAAGAGGUGGCACUUCUGCUGGCCGUGGGCGAGAGAGAAAUCGAUCUAACUUCCGAGGAGAAAGAGGUGGCUUCAGGGGGGGCCGUGGAGGCGCGCACAGAGGUGGCUUUCCACCUCGAUAGUUUUUUAGGACACUGAUCCUAUUAAUGCCCCUUCGCCUUCUUUCCGAUAGUUUGAAUUUCACCCGGGAGAUGUUUAGAACUCUGUUCCAGCUUGCACUUUGCUUUAGUUUCUCUAAGCUACAGGAAUAUUUUAAUCAACCUAGUUGUCACUGUCUCGUUUUAUUCAGGGUAAAUGAGUCAUCCUGUCUUUUGUCCUGUGCAUGUAACCAAACAGUGGAACAACACAAAUACCUUCACUUUCAGAACUGAAUUUAGUCUAAUUACAAAGGCUUUUGCUUUUUAGGAAUAAAGCGAGCAGUGAAAAGACGCAGUCUGAAGUGUCACACCGGCGCUGACAGUAGUUGAUGGUGGGCAUCCCAUCACUGCUGUCACAGCAGACGGGAGCUGCUUGGCAGCCUUGAUGGAAUGGAGUUGGGACAGGUGGUAAACUUCUCUUGGGGUUUCAGCAUUUUCUCACUGAAACAAUAAAAGAGACUUUUUUUCUUUCUUUUUGAAAAAUCUUAAGUAAACUCGUGUACUUUGAUCACAGAAGAAAUCUGAAUCUGAUCAGGGAGGUGGAGCCACCGGGUGGGCAGAGAGGAGGUAGAACCUAUAGGCAUACUUUACAAAGAGGAAAAAAAGUGUUCAUUAUAAUGUCAGUUGUGCAGCUACCGAUGACUGUUACUCAUACUUCCUAAGAAGCUGACGAGGACAAAGAGCCAAGUAGCCAAGGACAGUAGAACUUUGGUGUAAUCUUGGAUUGACUUUCAAAGCAGUUUCAUAUUCCUUAGCAAAAUAAAAGAAUCGGAAGCAACAGAUUCACCUGGUUAUCAGGUGCUUGGUUUAAACAUUUUGGGAAAUAAAGUACUUGGUGAUGGGAAAAUGACAUGCAUCUUUAAACUUGUUCUGGAGAAAAGGUAAAACCAAUUACAGAAAACCCUCAACUUAAGAAGAGAGCUUGGAAAAAUGGAACUGCAGUUGCCUUCUAAGGGACUGGUUCUCCAGAUAAGUUAGUUGUAUGAGAUUUUAUAUUGUCAUUUCUAUACUGUCACUCAUGUUUUGCAUGAAUCUGCUGAAUGAAAUAAUACCAUUAUUGUUGAUAAACAUAUUUUUUAUUUUAUGUAUGAUUUUUCUAAUGAAACUUUAAACCUUUGAA